GUCAGAUGUUAGUGCAGUUAUUUAGACAGAUAGAGGAUUUGACCGGUCAGACUUGCUGAACCUUAUAAUGGCAGAGCGCUUAAACAUCCAUCUGCAAAAAUCCACCAAGGACAAACUUGACAAAUUCAAACAAAUGAGAGGGAAGAAAGUUCAGUCUGAUGAAUUCUGGGAUCUUGUGGUCAUCACUGCAGUGGAUGAGGACCAGAGGUCUGCUUAUGAAAUUCAGAUCACUGAAAAACUGGAGAGGAAAGAAUUGCCUCUUGGCAUCAAUUAUCAUGUGUUUGCAGAUCCUCCAGGAUGCAAGAUUGGUAAUGGUGGAUCCACUUUACAUUCACUGCAGUGCCUACAUGAUAAAUAUGGCAAGUCGCUGUCAGGAUUUAAAGUCAUCCUUAUUCAUGCAGGAGGAUUCAGUCAACGUUUGCCCAGUGCCAGUGCCCUGGGUAAAAUACUCACAGCUGUGCCCCUGGGAACCCCUUCAUAUCAAAUGCUGGAGCUCAAACUCGCAAUGUAUGUUGAUUUCCCCUCACACAUGAAGCCGGGAAUGCUGGUUACCUGUGCUGAUGAUAUAGAGCUCUACAGUGUUUCUGACCAAGAGAAUGUGGUGUUUGAUAAGUCAGGUUUUACUGCCUUAGCGCAUCCCUCCCCUCUCUCUAUUGGUACCACUCAUGGAGUUUUUGUUCUUGAACCAGCAGAGACGCCCAGAAUUUGUGAUAUGGAAUACAGAACUUGCUCUCAAUUUCUGCACAAACCAAGCAUCGAACAGAUGUUUAAAUGCAAUGCCGUGUGCAAGAGGGAAGGAGAGGAGUUUGUUUACACUGACAGCACUUACUAUUUUGAUUAUGGGACUGCUAUGACCCUGCUGACCUUGUUCAGUGAAAUCAGCCCUCUGACAUGUGAAAUCGAUGCUUAUGGAGACUUUCUUCAAGCCCUGGGGCGACGAGCAACUGUGGAUUACACGGAAAACAUUGCCAACGUCACAAAGAAGGAAAGCGGUCUCGUUGAGAUUCGCAGAAAGAUUUUCCAUCGUCUCAAAGGCACAAGACUCAACGUCAUCCUGUUGAACAACUCCAAGUUUUAUCAUGUCGGCACCACAGAGGAAUACUUGUUCCACUUCACCGCUGACCCCUGUCUCAGAGCAGAACUCGGCCUGCUCUCUGCUGCCUUCAGUGUGUGCGACUUGGAACCAUCGGAGAAAACUAGAGUUUGCGUGACACACAGCAUCCUGCAUCCCAGUGUGAGCGUGUCCCAGGGCAGUGUUGUGGAAUACUCCAGACUGGAGGCUAGAGUUAAAGUCGGAAGUAGGUCUAUCAUCAGCGGCUGCUGGAUUGGCACGGAUCUAACAGUGCCGAGUGACACCUUCAUACACUCUUUGUCUGUAAACCUGGAUGGAAAAACGGGUUUUGUGACGGUGGUUUUUGGUGUUAAAGAUGAUCUGAAGAAAAGUGUAUCCAGUCCUGCUCAUAUAAAAGCAUUGAGCUUGUUUAAGGUUAAUCUGGAAGACUGUGUUGGACACUGGGGUUUGUUUCCCGAGAAGGUCAGGUUCUCAGGAGACACAUCUAUGUGUAGUUUGUGGAGCGCCUGCAUUUUCCCAGUGUGCUCCAAUCUAAAGGAUUCAUUUGUGAUGUCACUGGGGAUGUUGAAGGCACUUGAUAGUGGAACCAGUUUCACACUACCAAAAAAAGCCAUACUAACCUCUUUACAAGAAACACUGCAGAACAAGAACCUGGAGGAAAUGCUGAAAUUUAGGAAAGAACUUUAUGAAGAUAUUCUUAGGGGUGAAUUUAAGUAAUUCGGUCUGAGCAUGUGUGUAAAUUAUCAAUAAUUUCAUUGCAUAUACUGCUCAACAAAGGCAAAGCCUUGUAAGUACUGAAACAAUGUCUUCAGCAUUGUUUUUACUAAAUUGAUUUGAGAUCAGUUUUCACACACUGUUUUCUCUAAAUCUGAGCAAACCGUAUGCCACAGGAGAGAUAGUCCUGAUUUUGGUAGGUAAUUUGAACAAAUUCGUACAACCUUACUCGUACGAUUUUGUAUGAUUUUUGUGCCAGUUCAUUUUAGGGGCGGGGUUAGGUGUGGUCCUUCGUACAAAUUCCUAUGAAUUUGUCACCUCAUAAAUACAUACAAUUUUUCACAAAUUCGUACGAGGUCGUACAAAUUAGCCACCUUGUCAAAAAUGCACAAAUUGCUGUGAGAUCAGGUUAAAUCUUAAAUUGCCCAUAACAAACACUAUAGAAAUACCAAGACACUCACAUUUCUACAAAUGGGAGAAAGUGCAACAUGCAGUAUGGUAGAAUAAGUCCCUCCUUCUGAAUAAAAGAGCCAAUCGGCAGUUAGUAAAGUCAUGUGUCGCUGCAGCUGCCAUUAAGAGUUUCGUUUGCCAUAGAAACAGUCAUUGUCCUGAGAUGCACAUGCAUGCUGGCUGGGCCAGUCUGGAAUAUGUGACCCUGGACCACAAAACCAGACUGUCAAUUUUUGAAUAAAUGAAUAAAUAAUCUUUCCAUUGAUGUAUGAUUUGUUAGGAUAGGACAAUAUGUGGCCGAGAUACAACUAUUUGAAAAUCUGUAAUCCGAGGGUGCAAAAAAAUCAAAAUAUUGAGAAAAUCGCCUUUAAAUUUGUCCAAAUGAAUUCUUAGCAAUGCAUAUUACUAAUCAAAAACGACGUUUUGAAAUAUUUACAGUAGUAAAUUUACAAAAUAUCUUCAUGGAAUACAAUCUUUACUUAAUAUACUAAUGAUUUUUGGCAUAAAAGAAAAAUCUAUAAUUUUGACCCAUACAGUGUAUUUUUGGCUAUUGCUACAAAUAUACUCCAGUGACUUAAGACUGGUUUUGUGGUCCAGGGUCACAUAUAAGCUUUUUUCAUGCUAUUUGAGCAUAAGAAACAACUUUUAUGGAACAUUUUGUGCCACUUUUUGUUGCUAAUUUGAAAUAUGUUAUUUAAAUGUCAGUGUGGCAAGCAGUUUUUUGGAUUUCAGGACUUCACCAUUUGAGUUGAUAGGAUUUGCAUGUCCAAAAUAGCUGCCUUUGGGCAUUGCAAAUAUGGCUGCUGAGUGAACAGCCUAUGCCUGUAAUAACAUUCUAUUUUGUAUGCCAAUUAGUAUUUGUAUACCAAUAGUUUUCUGUAGCACUAAUUCACUUAAUGGUUGCACCAAACCUAGCCAGUGUUUUUCUUUUUUUAAGAUUUAUUUUUGCCAUUUUUGCCUUCAUUAGGAUUGGACAGUAUUUCAGACGGGAAGCGAGAGAGAGGUGGGACGUCGAACUCGUGACGCCCAAAGCGCAAUGGUGCUAUAUGUUGGUACGCUGCCCACAAGGCUAUUUGCGCCGACGUCAGUGUUUUUCAAUUC
This is a messenger RNA of Onychostoma macrolepis, 3337 nucleotides long. RefSeq names its product fucose-1-phosphate guanylyltransferase (gene fpgt). The transcript is spliced from 4 exons. The record is from RefSeq and is a predicted model, not a curated record. The coding region runs from base 68 to 1789 and encodes 573 amino acids. Lineage: Eukaryota; Metazoa; Chordata; Actinopteri; Cypriniformes; Cyprinidae. Gene Ontology annotation, molecular function: transferase activity, transferring phosphorus-containing groups.